Molecule: messenger RNA, 2009 nt
Organism: Vitrella brassicaformis
Lineage: Eukaryota; Vitrellaceae
Source: the annotation of a GenBank genome assembly
UGUACUGAUACGUAAUGAUGGACGAGAAGGUGGUGCAGCUUGAGGCCCGCAUCUUGCAGCUCGAGAGGGACAGACUCGCAAGGGGAGAGCUCGUCAACCUCAUGGUAUGGAUGCACAGCACACACCAAAAUCUCCUUCCACUCAUCCAUCCGCCAGCAUACAUAUACGGAUUGUGUCUGUGUGUUGCAGCCCGCCAGUGUGGACAUGGCUCAAACGCGCAGUGCCUCUGUGCCGCCCAACGGUGACCGGCUGCCCGCGGAGCGUGAGAGUGUGGGAGGCGGUGGGCAGGGGCUGCCCUGGGACCAACAGGUACGAAUGGCUGGGUGGAUGGAUGGACGGACGGACAGAUGGCGCGGGGCACCGACAAGAGGUUCGCCAUGUGGAUGGGAUGGAUGGGGAUCACGUGUGGGGGGGUGCGUGUUCAGGUGCGGCGGCUGCAGGCUGAGGUAUGUAUUUGCCCAAAUAAGUUGGUUACUAACAUACAGCGCUGAUCUGUUGAGAAAGACCUACCACACGUGUGUGUCCGUCCGUCCGUCCGUCCGUCCGUGCGUGCAGGUGGAUAGGUUGGCGCAGCAGCAGGAGGCGUUCAACUCGCGGCUGUCGCGCUUCGAGGAGAGGCUGGCGGUGCAGCUGGCCGCCACAGAACAGACUUGCAACAGACUCACUGACGGUACGCACACACUCAGGGCAGGCAGGCAAUGUGGUUCUCUCUGGGCACAUCCAUCCAUCCAUCCAUUGUGCUGCGUUGCUGCCCCUGCCUGACACAGACGCCUUUGCGACGUUUCAGGCUACAGCUAAGCAAGUAAAUGAAUGACUGGGGCGAUGCAGCGGCCCGCCCGUCUUGUAUCUAUUAUAUGCCUCCCUGCACGUCAUGUACGUUUGUGUGUGUGUGUGUGCGUCCAUCGAUGAAUGCAAUCAAUGCAGCUGGAGAGCCUUCACGUGCGCAUCUCUGCAUUAGGUCUCUCUGUCUGUCUGCCCAGCUGGCCAGGCUGGUGGCUGUCCAUGUCCAUCCAUGCAUCCAUCGACGUCGGAUGUAUUUGUUUCUUUCAUCUAUGCGUCAUGUGUGGAUGCAGAGCUAUCAUCUGGGCCCGCCGGCCCCCCUGUGGCUGCGGUCCCUCCGACACGAGACGAGGCUUCGCCCAAGAGGGCCCUGGCCGCCACCCGCGGCACACUCACUCAGAGUCGCCUACCCUCACACCCAACUCUCAAAGAGGCGGCAGCCAAGCAGCAGACCUCGGGAGCACGACUACCGAAGGUAGGUCACACAGGCACGCCACACACAUCCGAUGCGAUGCAGGACAGGCUGACCGACAUUCCAUGCGGUGCAAGUGUGUGUGAAUGUACACGGGCUGGUUAGUUGCUUGGUUCAUGUAUGUAUGUGUGUGUGUGUGUGUGUAUGCACUGCAGACCAUUCACAUUCCUCGUCUGAUGGCGAGUCGCACCGCUCCCCCGUCUGCCAGCCAUCGCACGAGGGUGGUGCCAGCCACGGCAAGGGGGUACUCCAGCCGAUCACUGACCGCCAAACGCGCCCCGCCAGCAGCACCGCCCAAGAGGCCUGCAUCGGCACUUAGCGCCAGACAGAAGAGUGCCAAGGGUGUGGGGACUUCUGGAGCCAAGGUUGGCGUGUCUGUGCCGUCGAGGGCCAAGCCGUCUGUGCCGUCUGCGGCCGCCAAGCCAACGGUAUUGUCGCCUCCGCGCAGCUGGAGCCCCACGGUGGGCGGUGCCAGGGCGGGGGAGGGGGGCGGUGGUGGAGUGGGGUGGGAGAGGGGUAGGGCUGGUGGGGGUGCCGGGAUCGAGCACGUUAUAGCCCAGCUGCGGGAGGGUCGAGUGGCGAUUCGGCACAUGGGCGGCGAAUUAGGCAGUCCGCAGGGGAACACCAUUAGCUUCAGGGGAGAUCUGGAUGUCAGUGUGACUCGGAGAGAUGAUGAAUGACAUACUAACAUGCUGCCAGACAGGGUGUGGUGUGGUGUGGUGUAUGAAUGCAUUCAUCAAGGCAGGGUCACGCAUCC